AUGUUUUCCGGCGAUGGCUCCUCCAUGGACCCGAUGUUUUCCGGCAUGAGUCUGCAAUCUCUUCUGUCUAUGAACCCUUCCCUCUUCGAGGACGGGUUCCCCACUUUGUCCUCCCUAACCGACGACGUCCCAACCCUAAUAAUCCCCCAAUCCACAGAGCUGAACCACACCAACGCCAACACCAAACUCCCGAUUCCGAAAACCGAACCCUUAAACUUCUUCCCCCAAUACCAGCUCCCUCCCCUCUGCUCGCCGGAGCCGAAGCGGCAGCGCCUGGAGUCUCCUCCGGUAAUCCCGCAGAGCAGCCUGGCUAGGCAACGGCGUCAGAAGCUUAGCGAGAAAACGCGGUAUCUCCAGAAGCUGAUGCCGUGGGACAAGAAAAUGGACCAAGCAACGCUUCUGGAAGAAGCUUACAAAUACGUCAAGUUCCUCCAGGCACAAUCCCGUGUCCUUCACUCCAUGCCCUCUCACUCUCACUCUCACUCUCAGUUCUGCCAAAACGGUGCCGCUUUCGGCGACCUCGAGAAGCUGAACCGCAGCCAGGCUCUCCAGGUGCUGGUGAACUCCCCCGUGGCGCAGACCAUGCUUUACUCCCAAGGCUUCUGCGUUUUCUCCCUCGAACAGCUUUCUCUCCUCAGAAAACUCUCCCAAACGAGGCAACAACAACAACACAUGCCGCCAGAUCCUGCUUCCUCCUCCAGAACUUUCUUCAACUAA
This is a messenger RNA of Glycine soja, 717 nucleotides long. Its product is annotated as transcription factor bHLH117. The record is from RefSeq and is a predicted model, not a curated record. Gene Ontology annotation, molecular function: DNA-binding transcription factor activity; protein dimerization activity. Bases 1 to 717 code for a protein of 238 amino acids. The transcript has a single exon. Lineage: Eukaryota; Viridiplantae; Streptophyta; Magnoliopsida; Fabales; Fabaceae. Gene Ontology annotation, biological process: regulation of DNA-templated transcription.